AUGAGAGCUGCUGUCGCGCUUCUGCGAACAGCAAGGAGCAUCUCUCUUUGUAACGCGAGACGUGUCCGCCAGCCCUCCUAUUUGAAGUGUCGUUCCACCUCACGGGGUUUUCAUUCCUCCGCGCGUAGAGAGUCUGAUGUUCUUGAUCCGCGCUUGGAAGACCUGGGCAAGGUUAUCAGAGACGAAUAUGCUGCAGUCAGAGAACAAUAUGAUACCCCGAAGCACCCCGUCGUGCUUGCGCAUGGACUUCUCGGGUUUGACACGCUGCGUUUUGCCGGCCCUUAUCUUCCUGGUGUCCAGUAUUGGCGUGGGAUUGAGGAUGCACUGUCGAUGAAGGGAGUCCAAGUCAUCACUGCAACAGUACCUCCGUCGGCGUCCAUCGAAAUGCGUGCCGAGGAAUUAGCGAAAGAUAUCGCGGCUGGAGCCCGUGGCAAAGAAGUGAACAUUAUCGCGGGUCUCGAUUCGCGACAUAUGAUUACACACCUCAGACCAACGGACUUCAAGGUCAAGUCCUUGACUACUAUCGCUACGCCUCAUCGAGGCUCUGCAGUUGCAGACUAUAUCCUCAAGCAGAUCGGUGACGACCGUUUGGCUCAGUUGUACUAUGCCCUUGAGAGACUAGGAAUAGAGUCAGGGGCGUUUGCUCAACUGACUCGCGACUACAUGCAAAACACCUUUAAUCCUGCAACUCCAGAUGUAGACGAUGUUCGGUAUUUCUCCUAUGGCGCAUCAAUGCAGCCAAGCUUCUGGUCCGUCUUCCGUCUGUCUCAUCGUCUUUUACAGCAAGUCGAGGGGUAUAAUGAUGGGCUUGUUAGCGUUGCCAGCAGCAAGUGGGGGGGAGAAAGGGGUUACAAGGGCACCCUGGAAGGGGUGAGCCACUUGGACCUGAUCAACUGGACCAAUCGAUUGAAAUGGCUGGCUGGUGAAAUGACGGGCAACAGGCUAAGAUUCAACGCAAUUGCAUUCUAUCUUGAUAUUGCUGGUAUGUAG
Messenger RNA from Aspergillus homomorphus CBS 101889, 990 nucleotides. RefSeq names its product triglyceride lipase. Lineage: Eukaryota; Fungi; Ascomycota; Eurotiomycetes; Eurotiales; Aspergillaceae. The record is from RefSeq and is a predicted model, not a curated record. Gene Ontology annotation, molecular function: triacylglycerol lipase activity. The coding region runs from base 1 to 990 and encodes 329 amino acids. The transcript is spliced from 7 exons.